GCAAUGGUCAUCCACUUUGGCUCUUUCCCACUGUGCCCUCAAUUUUGAACCGUAUGGCUCUGGAACAGACCAGAUAUCCACACACCAGCCUACCUCGCCGACCCAAAAGAGUAGGGCGUACACAUGUUGCUGCUGUGCUCAUCCUCUCUGCUUCAAUCCAAUCCAGUGAAGCCCCACAGAGCUGCCUCUUUGGUUACUGAGAGUGUAAAUUUGCAAGCCCACAAACCAAAGUCCAUCCCUACUACCAUUCCCACCAGGCAAUCCUGGGUGUCCUUCUGUUCUCCCACUUACCUGGGGAAAGGCCUGGUGUUUCCACCUCAUCCUACCCCUGAAUUGGGCCUCCUUUCUCUCUGGUUCGUCCUCUCCCUGGCCUUUGCUGCAGUUUUCUCCUUGGCUGUUAUUUCCAUCCCAACUAUGAGCGCUUUUAGAAGACUGGCAGUUUCUAUGGAUGGGUUGCUCAGAGUAGUCAAAGAAGAGGUUCCUGGAACCUUGUUUUCCCUAAGACUGUCAGCACUCGAGAUUAACGAUUUGACCCACCAGCUGACCAAUCUCAGGUAUUCACUUUCUCCAUCUCCCUUUGCUUCCUUAUCUCUAUUGACUAGUAGGUAGUUCCUCAAACUUCUAAAUUUUCUGUCUUGCAUUUCAUUUUUCAAGGCAAAAGUUAUCUGGAAACAAGGGCAGAAACAAUUAGCCUACUUCCUUCCACAGCUUGACUUGUUGAAAUGGUUUCACUAUAUUGUAAUUUGCAAUUGGUUCCAUAUGAUGCUUUCACUUCCAACCUCAUUUGUAAAUCCCCAUUAUAUGCCAUAACCACCUCUACAUAACUUCUUACUGGUUCAUGUCCAACACCUUGAAUCACAAAGUUUGGGUGAGUUUUCUU
This is a messenger RNA of Vitis vinifera (wine grape), 880 nucleotides long. RefSeq lists its product as uncharacterized. The record is from RefSeq and is a predicted model, not a curated record. The transcript is spliced from 3 exons. NCBI's taxonomy places the organism in Eukaryota, Viridiplantae, Streptophyta, Magnoliopsida, Vitales, Vitaceae. The coding region runs from base 124 to 609 and encodes 161 amino acids.